UAUUCCCGGCCCUUUGGGAGGCCGAGACAGGCGGAUGACAUGAGGUCAGGAGUUUAAGACCAGCCUGGCCAACAUGGCAAAAAUCCUGUCUCUACUAAAAGUACAAAAAUUAGCCAGGCGUGGUGGCAGGCACCUAUAAUCCCAGCCACUCAGGAGGCUGAGGCAGGAGAAUUGCUUGAACUCAGGAGGCGGAAGUUGCAGUGAGCUGAGAUCGCACCACUGCACUCCAGCCUGGGCAACAGAGUGAGACUCCAUCUAAAAAAAAAAAAAGAAGAAGAGGUUAGACUUAACUGUUUCCAAGAUUUCAUCCAGUUGUGAAAUCCUGUUAUCUGAACUGCCAGGCCUACAAGUUCAAUUCAAAAGAUGGAAUGUAGCUUCCUGCAGUCUUUAAAUGAACAAAACAAACAGCACAAGCUACACUGCGAAGAUGAGUCUGCACUACAUAUCUUUCUUUUUGCCCCCAGGAACCUGGCUUACCAGUAUAUCACCCCAGCGUUGACACACUGGGAACGGGUCACGCAUGUGGAUGAUCAAAGGUCAGCUCCUGGUCAAUAUGAGAAGACUGGUUUCAGAAAAGUUGAGUGCUGAAGACUACAAAGCUGUUUGUGUUGGAAAUCAAUAGCUCUUCUAGCCUUUGCAUUGUUUAAAUAUAAUAGUGUCAUUGGACUAAGAUGUUCCUGAUGCCAACCUCUUCAGAGUUAAACAGUGGGCAGAACUUCCUAACCCAGUGGAUGACCAAUCCUUCUCGGGCUGGGGUCAUAUUAAAUCGUGGAUUUCCUAUUUUGGAAGCAGACAAAGAGAAGCGAGCAGCUGUGGACAUUUCUACCAGCUUUCCUAUUAAAGGCACACAUUUUUCUGAUAGCUUCAGCUUUAUAAAUGAAGAAGAUUCACUUCUUGAAGAACAGAAGUUGGAGUCAAACAACCCUUACAAACCACAGUCAGAUAAAUCUGAAACCCAUACAGCCUUUCCUUGCAUUAAAAAGGGACCACAGGUAGCGGCAUGUCACAGUGCUCCUGGACACCAGGAAGAAAACAAAAAUGACUUCAUCCCAGAUCUUGCGAGUGAAUUCAAAGAAGGGGCUUAUAAAGACCCACUUUUUAAAAAACUUGAACAGCUGAAAGAAGUACAACAGAAGAAGCAGGAACAAUUGAAGAGGCAACAGUUGGAGCAACUACAGAGACUCAUGGAAGAACAAGAGAAGCUGCUCACCAUGGUGUCUGGGCAGUGCACACUUCCAGGUUUGAGUUUACUGCCUGAUGAUCAGAGCCAGAAGCACAGGUCUCCAGGAAAUACCACCACUGGAGAGAGAGCCACAUGCUGCUUCCCAUCAUAUGUCUACCCGGACCCAACCCAGGAAGAAACAUACCCGUCCAACAUUUUAUCCCAUGAGCAAAGCAACUUCUGUAGAACUGCUCAUGGAGAUUUUGUCUUAACUUCAAAACGUGCGUCUCCUAAUUUAUUUUCUGAGGCACAGUAUCAAGAAGCACCUGUGGAAAAAAAUAAUUUAAAAGAAGAAAACCGUAACCAUCCUACAGGAGAAAGUAUCUUAUGUUGGGAGAAAGUGACAGAACAGAUUCAGGAAGCAAAUGAUAAGAACUUACAAAAACAUGAUGAUUCCUCAGAAGUGGCUAAUAUUGAAGAAAGGCCCAUUAAAGCUGCUAUUGGAGAAAGGAAACAGACCUUUGAAGAUUACUUAGAAGAACAAAUUCAGUUGGAAGAGCAAGAACUGAAGCAAAAACAGCUGAAGGAAGCAGAAGGACCAUUGCCAAUCAAAGCAAAACCAAAACAACCAUUUUUAAAACGAGGAGAAGGUUUAGCUAGAUUUACUAAUGCCAAAUCUAAGUUUCAAAAAGGCAAAGAAAGUAAACUAGUGACUAACCAGAGCACUUCCGAGGACCAGCCGCUGUUUAAAAUGGAUAGACAGCAACUCCAGCGGAAAACCGCUCUUAAAAAUAAAGAGCUGUGUGCAGACAACCCUAUCCUUAAAAAGGACAGUAAAGCUAGAACCAAGAGUGGUUCUGUCACCCUCAGUCAGAAGCCGAAAAUGCUGAAGUGUAGUAACAGGAAAAGUCUUUCUCCGUCAGGAUUGAAAAUACAGACGGGGAAGAAAUGUGAUGGGCAGUUUAGAGACCAGAUCAAAUUUGAAAACAAAGUCACAUCUAAUAAUAAAGAAAAUGUAACUGAGUGUCCAAAACCUUGCGAUACUGGCUGCACAGGGUGGAAUAAGACACAAGGUAAAGACAGACUUCCUCUUUCAACAGGGCCGGCCAGCCGGCUGGCUGCUAAGAGCCCCAUAAGGGAGACCAUGAAAGAGUCUGAAUCUUCUCUUGACGUUUCUCUUCAGAAAAAGUUAGAGACUUGGGAACGAGAAAAGGAAAAGGAAAAUUUGGAAUUAGAUGAAUUUUUGUUUUUAGAACAAGCUGCUGAUGAAAUAUCAUUUUCUAGUAAUUCCUCAUUUGUACUGAAAAUCUUAGAAAGGGAUCAACAGAUCUGCAAAGGUCACCGGAUGUCUUCCACCCCUGUCAAAGCUGUGCCACAGAAGACAAAUCCGGCAGAUCCCAUUAGUCAUUGUAACCGCAGUGAGGAUUUGGACCACACUGCACGUGAGAAGGAGAGUGAGUGUGAAGUCGCACCCAAACAACUUCAUUCAUUGUCCUCAGCUGAUGAAUUGAGGGAACAGCCUUGUAAAAUCAGGAAAGCCGUCCAAAAGAGCACUUCUGAAAAUCAGACUGAAUGGAAUGCACGUGACGAUGAAGGUGUUCCAAAUAGUGACAGUAGCACUGACUCUGAGGAACAGCUUGAUGUUACCAUAAAACCAUCGACUGAGGAUAGAGAGAGGGGCAUCAGCAGCAGAGAGGAUAGCCCACAAGUCUGUGAUGAUAAGGGGCCUUUUAAGGACACCAGGACCCAAGAAGAUAAAAGGAGAGAUGUUGAUCUGGAUUUGUCUGAUAAAGAUUACAGUAGCGAUGAGUCUAUCAUGGAAAGCAUAAAACAUAAAGUGUCUGAGCCCUCGAGAUCCUCAUCCCUAAGUCUGAGUAAAAUGGACUUUGAUGAUGAAAGAACUUGGACUGACCUUGAAGAGAAUUUGUGUAACCAUGAUGUUGUUCUUGGGAAUGAAUCCACUUAUGGGACGCCGCAGACAUGCUACCCUAAUAAUGAAAUAGGUAUCCUGGACAAAACAAUAAAAAGGAAGAUUGCACCAGUCAAGAGGGGAGAAGACUUGAGCAAGUCCAGGAGGAGCAGAAGUCCUCCUACAUCGGAGCUGAUGAUGAAAUUCUUUCCUUCUUUGAAACCAAAACCAAAGUCAGAUUCACACUUGGGAAAUGAACUCAAGUUAAACAUAAGUCAAGACCAACCACCUGGUGACAAUGCUCGAUCCCAGGUUUUGAGAGAGAAAAUUAUUGAAUUGGAAACAGAAAUAGAAAAGUUUAAAGCUGAGAACGCAUCUUUAGCUAAACUUCGCAUUGAACGAGAAAGUGCCUUGGAAAAACUCAGGAAAGAAAUUGCAGACUUCGAACAACAGAAAGCAAAAGAAUUAGCUCGAAUAGAAGAGUUUAAAAAGGAGGAGAUGAGGAAGCUACAAAAGGAACGUAAAGUUUUUGAAAAGUAUACUACAGCUGCAAGAACUUUUCCAGAUAAAAAGGAACGUGAAGAAAUACAGACUUUAAAACAGCAAAUAGCAGAUUUACGGGAAGAUUUGAAAAGAAAGGAAACCAAAUGGUCAAGUACACACAGCCGUCUCAGAAGCCAGAUACAAAUGUUAGUCAGAGAGAACACAGACCUCCGGGAAGAAAUAAAAGUGAUGGAAAGAUUCCGACUGGAUGCCUGGAAGAGAGCAGAAGCCAUAGAGAGCAGCCUCGAGGUGGAGAAGAAGGACAAGCUUGCGAACACAUCUGUUCGAUUUCAAAACAGUCAGAUUUCUUCAGGAACCCAGGUAGAAAAAUACAAGAAAAAUUAUCUUCCAAUGCAAGGCAAUCCACCUCGAAGAUCCAAGUCUGCACCUCCUCGUGAUUUAGGCAAUUUGGAUAAGGGACAAGCUGCCUCUCCCAGGGAGCCACUUGAACCACUGAACUUCCCAGAUCCUGAAUAUAAAGAGGAGGAGGAAGACCAAGACAUACAGGGAGAAAUCAGUCAUCCUGAUGGAAAGGUGGAAAAGGUUUAUAAGAAUGGGUGCCGUGUUAUACUGUUUCCCAAUGGAACUCGAAAGGAAGUGAGUGCAGAUGGGAAGACCAUCACUGUCACUUUCUUUAAUGGUGACGUGAAGCAGGUCAUGCCAGACCAAAGAGUGAUCUACUACUAUGCAGCUGCCCAGACCACUCACACGACAUACCCGGAGGGACUGGAAGUCUUACAUUUCUCAAGUGGACAAAUAGAAAAACAUUACCCAGAUGGAAGAAAAGAAAUCACGUUUCCUGACCAGACUGUUAAAAACUUAUUUCCUGAUGGACAAGAAGAAAGCAUUUUCCCAGAUGGUACAAUUGUCAGAGUACAACGUGAUGGCAACAAACUCAUAGAGUUUAAUAAUGGCCAAAGAGAACUACAUACUGCCCAGUUCAAGAGACGGGAAUACCCAGAUGGCACUGUUAAAACCGUAUAUGCAAACGGUCAUCAAGAAACGAAGUACAGAUCCGGUCGGAUAAGAGUUAAGGACAAGGAGGGUAAUGUGCUAAUGGACACGGAGCUGUGACGAUCCUCAUGUGAUCAUGAAGUAACAGUAACUGACUUUUUAUGUUAAAAAAUGUACAUUUACUGUGGAUUCUGUUUAAUUUAUUGUGUAUGUGUGGGGAAAAGAUUAGAUUCUAAAAUAAAAGUUUACCCUGUGGCAUCUUCAUUUUUAUAUUCUUUGAAAUGCAAUGAUAGCUCUCAUUUAUAAUUCACUACCCUGUCUUUCAAUAGACUAAGGAAAGCAUUUUGACUGUUUAGAAAUUGUGUACAGGUUUUUACAGUAAGUGGGUGUGUUUAUUGGUUAGAAAUGGCUAUAAAAAAAAACCAAGAAGUACAGGAAGUACAUCACCUAGAUGUCCCACAGACACAUCAGCCGUAGAGCACUGGACUUGUACAGAAGGUGUACUCAAGGAGUAAACACGUGUCUCUGUAGCCAAAAUAUUACUAUGUUCAGUUAGUACCAAAAUUAGACCAUUUGAUCUUCUACAGAGGAUCAUUAAUUAUUAUAACAGAAUGGGAAGUUACAACAGUGGAUGAAUAUAAAUAGGUCACACACAACAGGUAGUAAUCAUGGUGAAGAGAAAGCAGUUAUAACAAGGCUGACUUUGUAAUGUAAUGUCUCAAAAUGGGAUACUUGAGAGUGGAGGGGGGCAUGAACGAUGACUAGCCAGUGUUAACCCAUGGACCACAGCUACCCUGAUGUUACCACAGUGAGAUUACUGUAGCCUCAUGGAAGCAAGAUGUCCCUGAAGGAUGGGCAAGUCACUUACUUACUUACUUGUAAAUUUAUAUAAUAAAUAAUUACAGAUUGGUCUAGAUAGACCUUACCUGUCACAUAUACUAUGAAUCAGGUUUUGUUAAUGAAAUCUAUCAAUUCCAGGUGACUUAACUGAAUAUGAAAAAUAAAACUUUUUGAAGAA
Homo sapiens (human) is the source of this 5586-nucleotide messenger RNA. RefSeq names its product centrosome assembly and centriole elongation protein (gene CPAP). The record is from RefSeq and is a predicted model, not a curated record. Gene Ontology annotation, biological process: positive regulation of DNA-templated transcription; centriole replication; positive regulation of organelle assembly. Bases 672 to 4688 code for a protein of 1338 amino acids. The transcript has 19 exons. NCBI's taxonomy places the organism in Eukaryota, Metazoa, Chordata, Mammalia, Primates, Hominidae. Gene Ontology annotation, cellular component: ciliary basal body; centrosome; centriole.